AUGAGGCGUGGUGACGGCCCAGCGAUUACUGGCCCGGGCGAAUGUAAACGCGUUAUGUAUGCUGGUGAGCGGCAGUUCAAACUUGUGCAGAGCUGGAGACUGAAGGAGGGACGCGGCGUUGAGAUCACUACCAAGCUCUUCGACCCCAAGGCUGGCAAGCGCGCAGCUGCUAGAAACAGCGGCACCUCGGAGGCUUGUGAAGAAGAUUUGUCGAAGGUGGCCCGCGAAAAAGCUGACGAGAUCAUGAAGGGCAAGCGAGAGGCAGCUCGGAGAGCGGGCGGCGGCGGCGAGGCAGCUUUCUCCAAAUUUUUCGAGUGGCCAGACUACGUCCACUUCAUGAGGAUCUGGAAAUCGGAGAAGGGCGAGGACAUCAAGGACCCUGGCCGCACUCUGUUCCUCUCGACACGCAAGAAGACCUACCUGUAUCUGAAGGCGCUGCGCGAAGUGGACGUGCAGGGUCGUGCAGCAUGCGACUGUCGGUGGUGCAGCGCCCCGGACGGACAAGCGGCGUGGAAGGGGAUGUGGAAACACCUGGGGAAGUUUUCGGAAGCGCUGGCAUACCCAAAGGUGGACCUACGAGAGGGGGACCCGGAGGAUGAGGUUGGCUUCAUGGCCUGCAGUGCUAUGGAGUGCACGCUCUGUGGGUUUGGGAAGGAAGGGGGCAUCCCGACCAGCAAGGCGCUGGAAACGUCGCAACAGGUUGUCAAAUGUACCCGGUAUGAAGACGUUGAGAGGCCCGGGAAGAAGCCCCUGCAAAACCAACAAGUCGAGAAGGAGGGCAAGCUCUGCGACCUGUGGGCGGACUUCAAGAAGCACAGUAAGCUGUACAUCGCUCAUCAUGCGAAGGCCAAGUGGCAGACAAACUCUCAUGGGCUCUGCUUGAGCACGUUUCAAGACGGCGAUAUCGUGAUCGAGACAGAUUUUAUCGAGAAAUAUUCGCACGUUCCUGGGACCGUCCUCACCUGCGCGGGGCAUCCCCAAACCACGCUCAUGGUGGCAAUUGUACACUGUAGCCCGCAGCUGUGGGAGGGCGGCGGAAGGGUUCACCAGACCGAGACAUGGAUUUUUGCUUCGGAGGACCCUGCACACGACUUCGACUUUCACCGCCACGCGCUAACUCAGAUUGCCGACUACUACUUGGAUGGGCCCGGAAGUGAUGCAACUGCCGCCGCUCGGGAAGCCCAACGGAUCCCCCGCAUGCACAUGUUCACGGACGGGUGCGCCAAGCAGUACAACGGGAGGCGCAACUUCCUUUUUCUGGCUGACAGUGUGCGGCAGCUUGGCUGUAUCGUCGAACACCAUUUUUCGGCCACCUCUCACUUAAAAGGCUGCCACGACGGGAUCGGCGGUGUGGCGAAGAACGCCAUGAGGAUGUCCGAGAAACGUGGCGAUCUCAUCGCAGGGGCGGCUGGUGUGGUGAAAUUCUUGAAAGAGUACUUUGAACACAUCGGGGCUGGGAACAAGGAGCUCGCGGACAACUUCGCCACGUGGUCGCCGUAUUGCAUCUGGCGUGUGCAUGUGAAGAUCAUCGGGCUGGGCGCUGUCUACAGGCCGGAGCAGCAGCUAAAAGGUAUCACAGGUACUCGAGACGCCUACCUCUUUGUAGGGGCCAACGCGGGGCUNAUGAUCCCCACCCCAAAAUUACCCUGA
This is a messenger RNA of Ectocarpus sp. CCAP 1310/34, 1650 nucleotides long. The record is from the annotation of a GenBank genome assembly. NCBI's taxonomy places the organism in Eukaryota, Phaeophyceae, Ectocarpales, Ectocarpaceae.